This is a messenger RNA of Beta vulgaris subsp. vulgaris (sugar beet), 585 nucleotides long. RefSeq lists its product as uncharacterized. The record is from RefSeq and is a predicted model, not a curated record. Lineage: Eukaryota; Viridiplantae; Streptophyta; Magnoliopsida; Caryophyllales; Amaranthaceae. Gene Ontology annotation, biological process: negative regulation of apoptotic process; protein stabilization. The transcript is spliced from 4 exons. Bases 116 to 448 code for a protein of 110 amino acids.
CCCUAAAAAGUAAAAACCAGACUACGAAUUGUUAGUGUAAGCAACAUCAUUCAUUACCCCUUCACGGCUUCACUCCUUCAGAAAACGAAGUAGAAAGCGAGAAAAGAAAGAGAAAAUGGAGGGAGGAGAUGAAGGAAUCGAGAGAAUGGUGGACUCCAAAGAUAUGCAGCAACAAAGCAAAGCUUUCGAUAAGCUUACUGAUCGUGUCGAAGAUCGCCAACUUGAUUCUUCUCGUGUUCAAACGGCGAUGGCAUCAAUUGCUGCUGCUGCUGAAGCUGAUGCUAAUGCUAUGAGAAUGAGGGAAAAAGAAUUGGCUGCUGUAAAGAUCAAUGCAUCCGAUAUUGAUGUAAUUGCAAAUGAACUUGAGCUGGACAAAAAAGUUGCUGAGAGAACCUUGCGAGAGCACAAAGGUGAUGCUGUGGCAGCAAUACGAUCCCUGCUUCACUAGAAGUUUAUAGGAAUUGACACAAAUGAAAUUUGUUAUAUUUAGAACAUUAAUCUGUUCACUAGUAUUUCCCAUCUUCCGUAAACAGUGGGGUGUUUUGUACCUUAAUCAUUUGCGGCAGCUUUUGCCUUUCACCUUUA